Clupea harengus (Atlantic herring) is the source of this 1893-nucleotide messenger RNA. RefSeq names its product apurinic/apyrimidinic endodeoxyribonuclease 1 (gene apex1). Gene Ontology annotation, cellular component: nucleus. Gene Ontology annotation, biological process: base-excision repair. NCBI's taxonomy places the organism in Eukaryota, Metazoa, Chordata, Actinopteri, Clupeiformes, Clupeidae. The record is from RefSeq and is a predicted model, not a curated record. Gene Ontology annotation, molecular function: double-stranded DNA 3'-5' DNA exonuclease activity; phosphoric diester hydrolase activity; DNA binding.
ACACAGCAGAGAUUUUUGCGAUCUAGUGGAGGGUGGCAGUCAUUCAUUCAGACGUUGUCUUUAUGUAAUCAUUUUAAAGAUCGACGCAAUUGCGGCGUCAAUUUUGCCAGCCAGAUCUGAGAUUGUGCUGUUGUCUUUUCCACUGACGCGUAAUCCUGAUAAUAGUAAUUCAUACAUUGAUGUGCACUUGAUUGCGUUUGUGUCCUUGUCGUGCAGCAGGCUAAUUGUAGCUAGGUUUAGCAGGCUAAUUGUUCUUUUCAGCCUAAAUAAGUCUUUGUAACCUUAGCUCUGCUAGCCAGUUCUGCACCUUUUAAUCCUCGGCAGCAGACAUUCACGAUCAAGUUAGGAAGCUUAAUUUGUCUGGAUAAGUCUCUCGUGUGUUGUUGUGUGUGCGUGUUGUGUGCUUGAGGGGAGUGUGUGGUCAUCGCUGUGAAAAUAUGUCCAAGCGAGGAAAGAAAGUCGAAGACGCCGUCGAUGAAGAAAAUGGAAACGCCGCAGCGCCCCCUGAGGCCAAGAAGGGGAAGAAAGGGAAGGAGCCUGAGGCCCCUAUCUUGUACGAAGACCCCCCAGACAAGCUAACCAGUAAGGAUGGCAGUGCUGCCAACAUGAAGAUCACCUCCUGGAAUGUGGAUGGCCUUCGUGCAUGGGUCAAGAAGAAGGGUCUUGAUUGGGUACGUGAAGAAGCCCCAGAUGUGAUCUGCCUACAGGAGACCAAGUGUGCUGAGAAGUCCUUGCCUAAGGAGAUAACCUCGAUGCCUGAGUUCCCCCACAAGUACUGGUCAGGCUCUGAGGAAAAGGAGGGCUACAGUGGAGUGGCUAUGCUUUGCAAGACAGAGCCCCUCAAUGUUACUUAUGGCAUUGAAAAGGAAGAACAUGAUAAGGAGGGUCGUGUCAUCACUGCCGAGUUUGCCAGCUUCUUCCUGGUGACUGCCUACGUGCCCAAUGCUAGCCGUGGCCUGGUGAGGCUCGACUACCGCAAGACCUGGGAUGUAGACUUUAGAGCCUACCUUAGCGACCUGGACAAGCGCAAGCCUGUGGUCCUGUGCGGGGACCUGAAUGUGGCCCACCAGGAGAUCGAUUUGAAGAACCCCAAGGGCAACCGCAAGAAUGCUGGCUUCACCCCUGAGGAACGCGAGGGCUUCACUGAGCUACUGGAUGCUGGCUUCGUGGACAGUUUCCGCGAGCUGUACCCAGAACAGGCCAACGCCUACACCUUCUGGACCUACAUGAUGAAUUCACGUGGCAAGAAUGUGGGAUGGCGACUGGACUACUUUGUACUGUCGAAGGCCCUACUGCCUAACCUGUGUGACAACAAGAUCCGCAACACUGCCAUGGGCAGCGAUCACUGCCCCAUAACUCUGCACUUGGCUAUCUAGUGCCAUGUGGUAACCUCAGUGGUAGAAAAGUUGGUCAGUAGUUUAGAAAAGUGUUGGCUGAGAAGUCAUGUUUCCACUGUCCUUUAGCCACUUCCUCCAAAAGGCUUCUUCUAAUUGAUUCUGGUGAUUCCCAUGAAGUCACAUAUGUUCAGAAUUGCAAUUGGUUGGUACAUUUUAAGGUUUAAAUGUAUUGUAACCAUUCCAUUUGACAAUUGCCUUUUAGCUUGAUGACCUUUUAAAAUGGCAGUCAAACCUUGUGCUGUAUUCCGGGUGGUAUGAUUUCUCCCCCCCCUGCCAGUUAUGAUUUGACAUAGCUGCAGGCUAUAUUAUCUAAUGUUGAUCAAAACUGUGCCCAGUGAAAAACACAUACUGUAUGCCAUGUUUCAGAAACCAAAAGGUCUUCAUGGUUUAGAUUAAAACUAUUAUUCAUGACCAAGUCUAAGAUUAGCUUAUUUUUUACAUUUUUCAAAGAGCUACCUUGUAACCGUGCUCCUUAAUAAAUGUUUUUAAUGUUUAA